AUGUGGGGUGAAAAUAACAAAAAAAAUGAAUCAAUAAAUGUAACAAAAAAAAUAUUAUUAGAGACAUCAAACCUAGUUGUAAAAAAUGCUCAAACCACAACCAAUUUAGGUAAUUUAAAGGGUGAAAUUGAAAAAAAGUAUGCAAAAUUACAAAGUGAAAUAAAUAGUCUCAACAAUUACAUAAAUAGAGAAAGAAAUGAAAUUAAUAAUCUAAAAAGAGAAAAUGACCGAAAUUCACUUCCCCUGAUCUUUAGGUUAUUAAAUCCAUUUGGUGCUCUAAUUGUUCUACUUUCAGAUUUAAGUGGAUUAAAAUCAAGAGUAGCUUACAAACAAAAAGAAGUUAAUAGAAUGUCAAGAGAAUUAGAUUGUUUGACAAGCCAAAAAACACUUGUUACUCAAUCACUCUCAUAUACUGAAAAAGAGAUUGUCCAAUUUAACAAAACUAAAAAUUGUUUAGAGUUGUCACUCAAUGGACUUGGUAUUAAAAAAACUAAUGAUGAAAAUUUAAAAUUUGGAUUGGAGUUAUUAAAAAUUGAAUUUGGUAUUCUUUCUGUUGACUCUGAUUUAAGUAGGGAAUUAUUAGAAAUUGGUAGAAAUCAUGUUCCCAAAUAUGAAGAAAAAUUAAAGAUUUUAUUCACUGAAAAUAAUUUAACCUUUAAUUUAAUUGAAAACUAA
Dictyostelium discoideum AX4 is the source of this 675-nucleotide messenger RNA. RefSeq lists its product as hypothetical. The record is from RefSeq and is a predicted model, not a curated record. NCBI's taxonomy places the organism in Eukaryota, Evosea, Eumycetozoa, Dictyosteliales, Dictyosteliaceae. The transcript has 2 exons. Bases 1 to 675 code for a protein of 224 amino acids.